AUGUACGUUAAGAUCUCCCAUCCUGAUAUCACAAGCCGAAACAGGGUCUUAUACGAAAUCAGUUUCCCUGCAGCCGCCGAUGACAUAGACGCCCCAUUGCAAUGUUCUUGCCCUCCCAAGGCUGCCCAUCAUGUAAUUAGCUGCGCGCCAUUCUUUGUAUCGCUUAGUCCUUUGAUGUCCGAUGGGUCAUUCGCCUUGAUUUCCUUCUCUGUUCACCUUGGCGAUGAUUUCCCUUCACUCGGUGACCACGCGCAAGAUCUUCGCACGGUCGACAGCUUUGGCUUUUUGAAGUCGCAGCUGCCAAACGAGUCAGCGGCUCGCGCGGACACGCCUACUCUGCCCCCUGGGCUGCCCUUGCCCCAAGCUCAUUCCUCUGCUUUCCAGGACCGGAUAGGCUCUUCUCAACCCGCGUCCCCUGCUCCAAUCCUACCACCGGGGCUCACUCCCCAGAUCUCACGACGCAACAGCCCCUCAAAAGCCCACGAAGAUAUUAAGUCUCGUCCAUUGACUCCGGAGCUCACGGUCGGAGGCCCUUUGACAUCCAGUCGCAUUAAGGACGCCUCUCAAGUUUCAUUUGGAUCGCCCGUGCAAAGGUCUGCGACCCAGGCUCGCAAUCAGCGCAAGGCUGAACUCAGCAUCACGACCGAUUCAAAAGACUUAGCCUCUCAGGCCACGGCCCAAGCGCAACCAAGCCCUUUCGCGACCAAAGCUACUCCAUUGGCGUUCAGUGCGGCGUUGACUGGUUCUGGCAAGACGGAGCACGUUCCAAUCUCUUCGACCAUCGCUAGUGGAUCUCGACCCGACACCCCUCAGACCAUCGCAUCCCGAUUGCCUGAAUCUCCUGCUCUUCGCCAACCUCGCAUUCUGCGGGUAGUCGAAACGCCAAAAAUCGAGACUCCACCAACACCAACCGUACCAUCUGUUCCCGCGUCCAUCGUUGGUGGAAGCAAGACACGACAACGGCGCCACAGCAUUUCGUCGAACAGCGCGCCUGACACUCCUGCCGACGCCGGCUCCGAGGCUGAUUUCUAUCCCUCUACCUCUGUUUCUCGUGCCAAUUCUCCCCCUGCAUCUUCUCGUAUCGGCUCUGCGCCCGUCCGGUCUAUGACCAAAAGUCAAGUGAAGAAGGAGCGAAAGCAGAAAGCUAAGGAGGCCGAGGCCAAGAAAGUCGAAACUGCGCCUGUGGCCGAAGAACCCGUUCAAGCACCCAUUAUGGGCCGCAAGCGCAAGACUAAGAAGGCUCCUACUUCAACCAGUGCCACGAGUGCUCCCAAGCCCGCCCCAGCUGUAGCGGAAACUGUACCCGCGCCCGCUGCACAGCCCGCGAGCCCCUUGAAACCUGAUCCCGUCCCUGCUGCCAAGGUCGAAGCCGAGGCGGAUACCUCAUCGCGGACCCCGGAGAUCAAGGAAACCAAGCCAGUGGAAGAACCCAGCCCUCCGCCCGCCGAAGAGCCAGCACCACGUGCCGAAGUCCCUGAGGAGACAUGGCGUACUCAUAAUACGAUCGGACAGUGCAUCGCCGAUGCAGAGGCCACUGGAAGAAGUAUUCAGGAGCUCGUGAUGGAGCGACUGAGGCCUCUCCAUGAGAUCCUUGCAGACAUGCACAAAUGCGGUGAAAUCAACUUGCACACUGCUGCGCUGUUCAAUCCUCAUAACAUCUACGAACGCACCGACUUGAAGUGCACAUCGAGCGACUACGACCAUAACAAAGACCCCAUCGAGUUGACUGAAGAACACCGUCAAAUGCUCCUCCGUGGAGAGCACAUAAUUCUUGGGGAUCAAAUAAAAAACCAAGUGCUCAUCACCUCCAAUGGAACAGUGCUGCGUCAUCUGAAGCCCGAGGAAAUUGAGCAGGUGCUAGAUCGAGAGCGCAGGGGAGUUUGCCGUGAUUACCCUCUGCUCAUUGAAAACACGGCCACGAACAUUGGCCUGGAGGCGCUUUUCGCCAACUCCGAGCAGCUGCGAAUCCGCUGGGUUGAUGACCUGCCCACCAACCCGAGCGCGACUUCCUCUACCGCCCCCGAAAUCGAUGAGUCUGCCCUUCCUCCAAACGUAUUCUCUGCCAUGGAAGCCGACAUCACUCGCAACCAUGACUGGGCCGUUACAAAUUCCGCCGAGCUGCUCAACACCACCCCUGAUGCCGUCCGCUCGUUUGCCGCAGCCACGGCCCAGCAAAUGCUUGGCAAUCCCAGCAUGCUCGGCACUAAUCUUACCCUUGAUGACCUGGCCAGCUUGACGAACGAAGAGCUCAAGGAACACGCUACCCGUGCCAAGAUGGAGCAGGAAGCCGCUCGUAAGGAUUCCGAGGCACUUGACAAGAAGUUCAAUGCCUUGGUUCGUCGCAACAAGCGGCUCCAGCAGCAAGCCUUGGACUAUCUCACCGACAAGGAGUUGAGGGAGAAGCAAUGA
Molecule: messenger RNA, 2409 nt
Organism: Penicillium olsonii
Lineage: Eukaryota; Fungi; Ascomycota; Eurotiomycetes; Eurotiales; Aspergillaceae
Source: the annotation of a GenBank genome assembly